AUGGCACAGCUUGUCGAAUGGGAGGACGUUUACACCUUCGGCAAGAUUUUGAGAGACUUGAGCAUGACGCACAUCGCACCCCCGGGUGGACUACUCGACCGGCGGCCAGAUAACUUGACAAUGCAGGACAUGAUGGACAGAAACGACGCGCCCGGCUACACUCAAGAGCUGAAGGAUCGUCUGGCAGAGUUCGAAUGGGACGGCAUGGAAGAUGGCACGGACAUAAACGAUUUUCAGGACCCCAAGAGCCAGACGGUCGCAGACGCAGACUGGGUCCUGAACACGCUCCUGCCCGCAGCCCAGGCCCGCGUCGCGCAGUACCGCAACCCCGGUGUGCGGAAGCCGAGGGGUUACUGGGACGCCAUGGACGUCUCAUGGACCAAGCCGCAAACCACUAUGCCUUUCGUGUACAACAGCAAGUAUGCGGACGAAGCAGGCGAUGACGACAACGCCCCGGAGCCUCCCCACUUCCAGGAUGAGAGGCAGCAGUCUGAGAGGCUGAGGAUGAGCAUGCUGCGGCCACAGCACCAGUGGGACGAGAUUAGGCCUUAUCAGGUGCAUUCGCUGGAACACGAGGUUACCAAUCCCAGGGAAAUUCAUAACCAGCCGCCAGGCUAG
Messenger RNA from Diaporthe citri, 618 nucleotides. RefSeq lists its product as uncharacterized. Lineage: Eukaryota; Fungi; Ascomycota; Sordariomycetes; Diaporthales; Diaporthaceae. The transcript has a single exon. The record is from RefSeq and is a predicted model, not a curated record. The coding region runs from base 1 to 618 and encodes 205 amino acids.